GCACCAGAGUGAGGAUUGAGUAGCAGCAUCCAACAGGCAACAUGCACCAUAAGAAUAUUUAUAUUUGAAGAAAUGUAGACUUAAGUACCUGUUGAGGCUCCAUGGAGGAUGAUGGCGUCUUUUCUUCACUCUUCUUGGACAUCUUUUCUCCCGUGGAAUAUCAGACGAAUGAUGUAAAUCCGUGGAGAUGAAAAGCGCCACUUUAGGGCUUCUUUUCCUGCCUGCUGGUGCCUGCGGACGAACGCACAAGUUUGGAGCAGGAUUUGGGCACGGAACCAGGGGGCCACACGUCGGGGGCCGAAGGAGCGACUAUGCGGGUGAUGAAGCUGCGUGGCCCCGGGCCCUCACUCCGGCUACUGAUGUCCGUGAUAGUCUUCAUGUGGCCCGGGUCUCACUCGCACCCGCAGCCCUGCCAGGUUCUAAAGCGGAUCGGCAACACGGUCCGGGUCGGGGUUCUGCACGUGCAGCCUCGCCUGCUCCCCGACACCGGAGGAGGGUCCGGAGGCUCCGGAGGCUCCGGCGGGUGGGAGGACAGCGGAGGCUGGGACGACGAGGGCACCGCAGGUGGGCGAGCGCAGCUUCCUCAAAGCGCGGCUGCGGAGUUAAGAAGUCUGCGGAUCAGAGGUUCCGCUCCCGGCCAGCGGGGUUCGAACAGGGGGAGAUUUAAUACCCGUCAGCGGGAAGGAAGCCCGGCGGAAGAUCGUCGGGUCUUCGCGCCCAAAGACUCCAUCCUGCUGGCCGCGGAAACUCUCAACCGAGCCGGGCUUCUCCCCUUCAACCUGUCCCUGGAGCUCGUCAUGGCGGUGGGCUCGGGGCUCGGCGGGCUACCCGCCUUCUCCUUCACCUCGCCGGGCAGCCCCGAGCACGAAGACCCGCUGUCCUUCCUGGAGAGUGUGUGUCACACGGUGGUGGUGCAGGGGGUCUCCGCCAUGCUCGCCUUCCCGCGGAACCGCGACCACUUUGUCAACUUGGACUUCGUUUCUCAAGCACUUCGGGUGCCGGUCAUCAGCCUGGUUCCGACCCACUUUAGGCGCCAUAGUCAGAAUCCUCUUCAUUUCCAAAUGGCCAUGCAGACCGUGGAGGCCCCGGCAUCUCGUCUUCUCUACUCCCUGCUGAUGCUGAACGGCUGGUGGGACAUCAGUGUCCUUCUCUGCCAGGAGUGGGACGUUAGGGAUUUUUUGUCCCUCAUCAAGAAUAACACCCGUUUCCACCUGGGUGCUUUUGUCAACUUGACCGCAUCAACCUCAGCGCCAUCUUCACCAACCUCAGCUGGAGCGUUAGGUGUGGUCACAGGUGCAGAAACCUCAUCAUUUUCCCACCAUUUGUCCUCGUCUUCGGAUUCUGCCUCCUCCACUAAAGUGGACCUUCAUCAGGCUCUCAUGCGGCAGUUGGAGGCCCUAAGAGAACCUUCCUCCACAAAAGGAGUGGUGACGUUCGGCUGUGAUAUCCGGGAGGUGCGGCGCCUGUGGACUCUGGCCACUCGGAUGACUUUGCCGGAAUUCCACUGGAUUUUGGGGGAUAGCCAGAAUGUGGCUGAGUUGAGAACAGAGGGUUUACCCCUGGGGCUGCUGGCUCACGGUGUCAUGGCGUCCCAUACUCUGGAUCACUAUGUACAUGACUCCCUGGAGCUGGUGGCACGGGCUGUGGGAAGUGCAGCCCAAGUAAAACCGGCCCUGGCGCUAAUUCCUGGAACUACAAAUUGUAUGGACGUACAGCAAAACAAUGGAAGCUCAGGGGAAUACUUGACAAGAUUUCUUUCCAACACAUCCUUUGAGGGCCAAAGCGGCUUCAUCUCCAGAGACCGUCAGGGCCAGAAUGUCAUCUCGGAGGCCCAUCACUACAUCUGGUCCCUCCAGCUGGACCCUCUGGGCCAGCCGACCUGGACUAGGCUUGCACGUUGGCGCAGGGGCAAAGUCCUGAUGGACCAGAGGGCCUGGCCCAGCCACCAGGGUUCUGGAGGUGGAGGCGACUGGCGCAGACCCACAAGGCUGCAUUUGCGGGUGGUGACCCUGGUGGAGCACCCCUUCGUUUUCACCCGAGAGGUGGACGGAGACGGUCUAUGUCCCGCCGGCCAGCUGUGCCUCCACCCGCUCUCCAACGACUCCUCGGUUUUAGAGGGACUUUUUCAGAACCUUGCAGGACCGAACGGAUCCAUACCCACGGACUCAAAGAAAUGCUGCUACGGUUACUGCAUUGACUUGUUGGAGAAGCUGGCAGAGGAUAUGGGCUUCACCUUUGAUCUCUACAUUGUUGGAGAUGGAAAGUACGGAGGCUUUAAAAAUGGUCGCUGGACAGGAUUGGUGGGCGACCUUCUCAGUGGUGCUGCUCACUUGGCCGUGACCUCUUUCAGCAUUAACUCAGCACGAAGCCAAGUCAUUGACUUCACAUCACCUUUCUUCUCCACCAGCCUGGGAAUUCUGGUGCGCACGCGGGACACGGCCGCUCCCAUCGGUGCCUUCAUGUGGCCCCUGCACUGGUCCAUGUGGCUGGGCAUCUUUGUCUCGCUCCACGUCACCGCCAUCUUCCUCACCCUGUACGAGUGGCACAGUCCAUUCGGGAUGACGCCGCGCGGACGGAACCGAGACCGCGUCUUCUCCUUCUCCUCGGCUCUCAACGUGUGUUACGCCAUCCUCUUUGGGAGAACCGUUGCCAUCAAGCCUCCAAAGUGCUGGACCGGCCGUCUGCUGAUGAACCUGUGGGCCAUAUUUUGCCUCUUCUGCCUGUCCACCUACACCGCCAACCUGGCCGCCGUCAUGGUGGGCGAGAAGACCUACGAGCAGCUGUCUGGGAUCCAUGACCCCAAGUUGCACCAUCCCUCUCAGGGAUUCCGAUUUGCUACGGUGAGAGAGAGCAGCGCCGAGGACUACGUGAAGAAGAGUUUUCCCGAGAUGCACGAGUACAUGAGACGCUACAACGCCCCGGCGACGCCAGACGGCAUUCACAACCUCAAGGCCGAUCCCCAGAAACUGGAUGCUUUCAUCAUGGACAAAGCUCUGCUGGACUACGAGGUCUCCAUUGACGCAGACUGCAAGACCCUAACUGUCGGGAAACCAUUUGCCAUCGAAGGCUACGGGAUCGGACUACCUCAGAACUCCCCGCUCACCUCCAACUUCUCGGAAUUUGUCAGUCAGUACAAGUCAGACGGCUUCAUGGACAUGCUGCAUGACAAGUGGUACAAGGUGGUGCCCUGUGGGAAGCGCAGCUUUGCCGUGACGCAGACGCUCCAGAUGGGUAUCAAGCAUUUCUCCGGCCUUUUUGUGAUGCUGUGUGUGGGUGUGGCCUUAUCUCUGCUGACCACCAUAGCGGAACACAUGGUGUACAAGCUGCUCAUCCCCAGGGUCAAGGAGCCCCGCUUGAAAUACUGGCUGCACACCAGCCAGAGACUACACCGAGCCCUCAACUCCGUGUUUGCUGACGACAAACUGCAGACCGUCACUUCCGUCAAAAGGUGCAAUGAAGGGAACAACCAGUCGGCAUCCUGGAAUCCAACCGAUUCAUCUCUCUGCAACAGGCGCAGGGUUCUUCCGAAGGAGACGCAGAACGACUUGGAACGGCCGUGUUCCCAGGAUCCAGCCUCCGCUCUUCCUUUGCCGGAGAAACAACUUCCCAUAGUGACCACCUCCAAUGGACGCUCCAACAUGUUAGGUCGUUUGUGUAUCCAAGGACUCGGGCAAGGGCAGGGGAGCUCAGCACCGGGCGUGGCCCCGGGACAGUGUCGGGGUUUGGGUGUGGGGGACAGCGGUCCUGGUGUGAACGUGGGUCGGAGCCCGCUCAUGCAGGAAUUAUCCGAACUGGAGAACCAAAUCACUGUAAUAAAGCAACAGCUGCAGUCAGCCAUGAGGAGGAAGCGAGAGCUGGAACUGUACCAGUCAGAGAACCAGCUAGCAAACCAGACUGUACCGAGUCAGGCCACGACGCAGCAGUCCAACCAGUUCCUACAGUACACUCAGUCCCACCAGCAGACUAACCAACACCAAAACACACUCCCAGAGUGCUGAAGUCUUUCCAGGAAAACCUUCCGACACCUUUUGGUCUUUUCCUAAAAGGGUUACACAUCUCGGGCGCCGGUACACAUUUGAAGGACAUCCUAAGAUUCAGGAGAACAUCUGGAAGGAUCCGUCAGUGUAAUUCUAGGAGUUCUAAUGGACACUUUUCUGAACCAAGCACCAAAUCAGUCCUUCCUUGCUUGUUGCAGUUACUGCUGAGCUCAGUCCGUCACCUCCUGCAAAUCUUUCAUUAUCUUCAUUCCCUUUCCACUCUUCCAUUUCUCUCUAAGCUCCACCUCUGGAAGAGAAUAGAUUUGCCUUGAUCCCAGAUAUGAGGACCCGAACGGGUGGAAACACCUGAGUCUUAUGGUAUGGCUCAUUGAGAGUAUCAAUGACCUGAGCUUGAACCCAGCCAGUUAAGUCUUGGUGUCCCUGAGGUCUUGAGGAAACCUUCUUUCUUUCAGAGGGUGACGGAAACUCAUAAGAGAAUCAACAAUCUUUUCCAAAGAUUUUGAUGCUUGGUAGGAAGAGCGGCUCACAUUCAGGAAGGACAUACUGUUUGUUUGUGGUAAAAUAUUAUUAUUAUUGUUUUUUUACAGAUCAAAGAAAGCUGUGCCAUAACAAUAUAAUUGGAGUUUGACUUCUGGACAUGAGGUAUAUCACCCUCUAUGUAAAAAAAGGGCUUCUUGGGCUUCUUUGCAACAUGCUAAGCAAGCUCAAGAAGUAUUUUUGCUGAAAUAGUACCUCUGAAUAUGCACACAGAAAUCCUUUAAGAAAUACAGUGGUACCUCGGACUAUGGGUUUUUCGGGAUACGAGCUAUCUCUCAGCUACUGUAAGUAGAUUCCUAUGUCCACAUUCGCUGUGAACGUGAAGAAUUGGGGUGGGGUGGUGCACUAUCCACUGUAGCCACCAGAUGGCAAUAGAGCAGGGGUCACCAACGCGGUAGCCCGUAAGGACCAGAUGAGUCACCCGUUGGCCUGUUCUAAAAAUAGCUCAAAUAGCAGCACUUACCAGUGGGCUGCCUCUAUUUUUUAAAUUUUAUUUAUUUACUAGCAAUUUGGUCUGGCUUUGCUUGACAUUUUUGAUUCUAAGAGAGACAAAACUCAAAUAGAAUUAGAAAAUCCAAUAAAAUAUUUUAAAGACUUGUUUAAAUAAAUUCAUUUAUUUUUUUACUUUGCUUCCUAUAACUUUCAGAAAGACAAUUUUAGAGAAAAAAUACAACCUUAAAAAUUAUUUUAGGAUUUUUAAACACAUAUACCUUUUAAAUUCCUUCCUCUUCUUUCCUGACAAUUUAAAUCAAUGUUCAAGUAAAUUGAUUUUUUUUUUAUUGUAAAGAAUAAUAAAUACAUUUUAAUUUAAUUCUUCAUUAUAGCUUCUGUUUUUUUGACGAAGAAUAUUUGUGAAAUAUUUCUUCAAACUUAUUAUAAUUAAAAUUCCCCAAAAUUAUUCUGGCAAAUCUAAAAACAUUUUAGAAUCACAUUUAAGUCUAAUUUCAAAGUCUUUUGAAUUUCUUUUGAAAUUUUUGUUCUGGAAAAUCUAGAAGAAAUAAUGAUUUGUCUUUGUUAGAAAUAUAGCUUGGUCAAAUUUGUUAUAUAUUCUAACAAAGUGCAGAUUGGAUUUUAACCUAUUUAAAACAUGUCAUCAAAAUUCGAAAAUUAAUCUUUUUUUCUUUUCUUUUCUUUUUUUUUUCUAAAAUUAAUCUUAACCAGGAAAAAUUACUAAUGAUGUUCAAUAAAUAUUUUUUUUAAUUAUUUGUCCUUGUUAGAAAUACAGCUUGGUCCAAUUUGUUAUAUAUUCUAACAAAGUGCAGAUUGGAUUUUAACCUAUUUAAAACAUGUCAUCAAAAUUCUAAAAUGUAUCUUUUUUUCUUUUCUUUUCUUUCCUUUUUUUUUCUACAAUUAAUCUUAAUCAAAAAAGAUGACUAAUGAUGUUCCAUAAAUUAUUUUUCCAAUUAUUUGUCUUUGUUAGAAAUACAGCUUGGUCCAAUUUGUUAUAUAUUCUAACAAAGUGCAGAUUGGAUUUUAACCUAUUUAAAACAUGUCAUCAAAAUCUAAAAUAAUCUUAAUCAGGAAAAAAUACUAAUGAUGUUCCAUAAAUUAUUUUUUUAAUUUUUUUCAAAAAGAUUCGAAUUAACUACUUUUUCUCUUCUUUUUUUCCGUUGAAUUUUGAAUUUUAAAGAGUCGAAAAUGAAGAUAAACUAUGUUUCAAAAUUUAAUUUUCUUUUUUUUUCCUGUUUUCUCCUGUUUUAAACUGUUCAACUAAGUGUGUAUUCUCUACAAAAAAACUUAUUUAAAAGGAAAAAAAAAUGUACGACAGAAUGACAGACAGCAAUACCCAUUUUUUUUUAUAUAUAUAGAUUUAUUUAUUAAAGGUAAAUUGAGCAAAUUGGCUAUUUCUGGCAAUUUAUUUAAGUGUGUAUCAAACUGGUAGCCCUUCGCAUUAAUCAGUACCCAAGAAGUAGCUCUUGGUUUCAAAAAGGUUGGUGACCCCUGCUAUAGACAAAAUGCACAUCUAAAAUCCGAACUUUGCAAUUGGCCCAAAUCCCCCCCCAAAUGGGAGCUAAAAACCAAAAUGUCUAAAGACCUGUGCGUGAUACUGAACAUGGUCUUUGAUGAGGUCCAAGCGUCCUAUCAUGAUGAAACAGUUCUUGUCUUGCAAGGGGGCGAAGCACUGAUUAAAUUGAUUCCAAUUCAUUUGGAUGGGUGAAGCCGUGUCCCAAACUAAGAUUUGGGAUGACAGAAGCAAUAACCUGGUAAACCCGAAGUACCACUGUAGUACCACUGUAGUACCACUGUAGUCACUACUGAAACUGUGCCUCUGUGAAGACACCUGUGUUCUUGCACUUCCUGUUCAAGGCCCAAGUUCUGUCAUUAAAAUCACUUCUCCUGUUUGCACUUCAAA
This is a messenger RNA of Nerophis ophidion (straightnose pipefish), 6888 nucleotides long. It is a transcript of the gene grin3a, whose product is annotated as glutamate receptor, ionotropic, N-methyl-D-aspartate 3A. The transcript has 10 exons. Bases 312 to 3998 code for a protein of 1228 amino acids. Gene Ontology annotation, cellular component: plasma membrane; postsynaptic membrane. Gene Ontology annotation, molecular function: transmitter-gated monoatomic ion channel activity involved in regulation of postsynaptic membrane potential; NMDA glutamate receptor activity. NCBI's taxonomy places the organism in Eukaryota, Metazoa, Chordata, Actinopteri, Syngnathiformes, Syngnathidae. The record is from RefSeq and is a predicted model, not a curated record. Gene Ontology annotation, biological process: modulation of chemical synaptic transmission; monoatomic ion transport; synaptic transmission, glutamatergic.